Messenger RNA from Xylaria bambusicola, 1451 nucleotides. RefSeq names its product CTD kinase subunit gamma CTK3-domain-containing protein. Gene Ontology annotation, biological process: positive regulation of transcription by RNA polymerase I; positive regulation of DNA-templated transcription, elongation. Bases 226 to 1074 code for a protein of 282 amino acids. The transcript is spliced from 3 exons. The record is from RefSeq and is a predicted model, not a curated record. Gene Ontology annotation, cellular component: CTDK-1 complex. NCBI's taxonomy places the organism in Eukaryota, Fungi, Ascomycota, Sordariomycetes, Xylariales, Xylariaceae.
UUCUCCAUUCUCCAUUCUCCAUUCUCCAUUCUCCAUUCUUCAUCCAUCGAUUCACGAUUCACGCUUCACUCUCUACCUAUCUAGGAAUGCACCUACGUAGGUAGAUAAGAUAGGUGGCCUUCUAGACGAGGCUGCGGAUUCGUUCCCUUCUCGACCUCACCACCACCACCCCCACUCGCCCACACCACAUUACCUACUCUUCUAUGCCACCUAGGUAGUAACACAAUGGCCGACCCCUUCGAAGUACGCAUGCGCUUCAGCUCGCAGCUCGAACACCUUAAUGCCAGUACCACCUCCGCGCAGAAGGCUGCUCAGUAUGCCCUCAAAUUUAAGGAUAUGGACGAAGAUCUGCAUUCAUGCAUUUUGGAACAGCUCGAGAAGACCAACAUGAACACACGAGCAAAUAUAAUGUAUUUCAUCGAGCACCUGCUAGAGAUGGCUUCGAAAGAGCGACACAACGACUAUGUGCGUAUGAUGCAACGGGACAUUAUCCGAGUCGUCGAUGCUGUUUGCCCCGAAAAUGGUUCUGGCGCAGCAAAUGUCAAGGUGGUCCGCAAGGUUCUCCAAGGUCUCCAGAACAAAACUAUCCUUCUCGAACAAACCGUGACAGAAAUCGAGGGGUGUCUUAAGGAACGCGACACCUCCGCCCAUGACUUCACCCUCUCCUCUCCAACUAACGGCAACGAGCCCUCCGCCGCCCCAGCCUGUACCGCAGAUCCAGAGGUCGGUGGCGCUCAGGCCACACAACGCAACGGUGCUAGUAUGAAGCCAACGAGAAGACAAGUCGAGCAGCGCAUAGAAGAAGACCGUGAGCGACACAAGCGCAUGCGCGAGAGCAUGUGGGUAGUUCCUCCGGAUCCAAUCGAGCAGGCGCACAAGUUAUUUGCCGAAACCAGCGAUCUCGGCGUCGACGACAGUAUACUCGGGAACGAAGAGAUAGCAGCGCUUCGCGCCCUAGUUAAAGACGCAGGAUGUGGGCAUGAAAAUAGAAGCAGGUGGGAGGGACGGCCGCGAUCCAAGCCCCGGCCCCGGCCCAGGUCCAGAGCGACGAACGGUGUGGCUAGGCAUAUCUAGGAUAUCUUCCAGCAGCUACCGUUAGAAUGGGAAGGGAUACCAUGGUUGUAUGUUUUGGAGGAGAGUUAAUGUGUUGUUUACAUUGGGAAGCAUUUAGGCAUUGCGAGGUGUUGGGGACUCGGCAAAAUGGGUUUGAUCAAAUGCAUGACUACGCAAGUGUGGUAUUUGGCGAGAGUGAUGAAUGGAGUGCUGGUUUAGGACGAAUUAUCGCAUUUAUUUGCACUCCUUCCCAUUAUUUUACCAUAUGUAACUAUUAGUCAGUCUACCAAGUCAUGAUACCACAUCAAAGAGUUAGUUGUUAUUAUCAUUUACAGAUAUGAUUUACUUUGAACUUUCAUCAAUCUCUCAUACUACAGUGUGAAUUUCUCCUAGUCUCA